Messenger RNA from Rhopalosiphum padi (bird cherry-oat aphid), 1808 nucleotides. Its product is annotated as sentrin-specific protease 1-like. Gene Ontology annotation, biological process: protein desumoylation. The record is from RefSeq and is a predicted model, not a curated record. Gene Ontology annotation, cellular component: nucleus. The transcript is spliced from 3 exons. Lineage: Eukaryota; Metazoa; Arthropoda; Insecta; Hemiptera; Aphididae. The coding region runs from base 858 to 1649 and encodes 263 amino acids. Gene Ontology annotation, molecular function: deSUMOylase activity.
UUCGUAUAACAGAUUACGGGUUAACAAAGACUCUAUCAGCUGAUCGAUCGUCAUUACUCAUCUCCGUGGCGUCCCGCGAUAGGAGCGUUUUUUAACGUGUUUGUGUAGUCGCGCUUAACGGCGUCCAUUCGCGCUGCGCGUACAGUGUACACGUCGUAGACGAACGUUAACGUAAUAGCGGCGGUCGAACACUACGAGCUACUAUAGUAACUAUAGCUAUAGCUGUUAUAGCCGCUAUCGGCGAACGUCCACAGGUAGCACUGCUUCCAUUCGCCACCAUUCCUCGCUAAUUGCCAGUUGUUGCCGGUUUUUAUCUGUUCGAUUUUCGCGUCAUAAAUUAAUAAAAGUCCGUUUAAUGUUUAUACUUGUACGAUUUCUUCGGUUCUGAUUUAUUGCGUGUAAUAAACUGACAACCGUGUUCUCGCGUAACACCAGCGCCACAUCGAGUCUGCCGAUUGCAAUCACGCGUGUUCGGUAAUUGUUCGUUGUAGUUGAAAAUAAUUUUCAUUGCGUUUCUAAACGACAAGGGGUCCGGACAGGUUCGUCAUAACGCGGCUGGAGCGGUGUUUGUGCGGAAUCGACGCGGAGAAAGACGCGUGACUCGGUAGCAGUUUUGGACGCCCAAUCGCGCGGCUCGACAUAUUCGAUCAUUAUCAUUUUUCGGAAUACCGGACAAGUGCUCACCACUCUGCUGGCUGCUGCAAUCAGGCUUCAGUAGACAAUAACUAACGUGAUAAAAAGUUCCGAGUUGGUGGUAUGGUGGAAUUAAGGCCUAGUGAUGAGGAAGAAAACAUUUAUGAUUUAAAAAUAUCAAAAAUGUGUUAAUUUUUUUAGGAACAAACUUGUUAAAAGCAUAUAUGCUCGGAUAUUUUGUGGAUAUAAAAUUGUACAGAAAAGCUAAAUCUGUCGCAGAACCAUUUGCAUAUGAAGAAUAUCGUAGGAAAAAGAUAAGAGAAAAAAUUGAAUCUGAAAGAACUAAUCGUGACCAAGUUCAAGUUGAAAGUAGAAGUAUGGAUUCCAGUGAUGAUCAGCUCGAUAAUACUUAUCAAAAUAUAUGUCCUAUUGUAUCUGAUAAAGGAAUAGACUUGUAUAUGGAGCUAAUCACACAACGUAUCCGCUAUUUUGUGUAUGCUUUCAAAACAGGAUUUUAUUUAGAUCUAUAUCAAAAAGGAUAUGAUGGAGUUAAGGAUAUUACAAAUUAUGUUGAUAUAUUCUCAAAAAGAAAACUAUUUAUCCCUAUUUGUAUGGGAGAAAUAAAAGAAGAAUGUUUAGACCUAAAGGUGUGGUCUUUGGUUUAUGUCGAUUUUACACAAAAAUUUAUUAAAUAUUAUGAUAGCUCCGGAGAACAAGGUACGGAAUGUUUAAAAUUAAUAAUGAAUUACUUGGUACAAGAAAUACUUGAAAAAAAAAAAAGAAAAAAAAAAGUUUUUAAUCCAAACGGUUGGUCAUUAAUAAAUGUGAAAGAUUGCCCACAGCAAAAGCAUCAUUAUGAUAACUCAAUAUUUGUUUGUAUGUUUGUCGAAUACUUAUCAAGAGAUGCUCCAUUAGACUUUUCAAAAAAAGAAAUACAAAAAUUCUGUGAACAACUUGAAGAAGAAAUUGGUAUUGAUCAUUUAACAAAAUUUGUACAAGUAACUGAAAUAUAUUAACAAUAAUUAUAUGAUACGUAUUUUCUCAAAGUUUUGUAGUUGUUAAAAUCUAUAUUGUCAAGUGUGGAACUUUAUUUUUUAAGUAUUUAAGUUUUAUUUAAAAUUUUAAAAUUAAGUAUUUUAAUUUCACAAUUAGUAAUUUAUUAUAUUUUAUUAUUA